AUGGAUGAAAUCCAGGAAAAUAAACGGGAAUUAUAUAGACGAAAUGAACAAAUCAUUCGCAGAUAUGAAGAAAACGAAGCAAAAGUCAAAGAAGCAGCUGAAAAUAUUCGUCGAAAUUUUGAAUCUUCAAAGACCAGCAUCGGGCCAGCUAAUGAAUUGCUUCGAUUUUUUUAUAUUCUCGAGCAACAGAGUCUCAGCGAUACAAACGAUAUCCGAAGAAAAACAAGGGUUGAUUUGGAAGAGUAUAUUAAUCAAUUUCGUCAAGACGAAGAAGAGGAGGAGGAGGAGGAGGAAGAGGAAGAGGUGUGCAAUGAUGAUGACGAUCAACCAUCAGUUGAUGUUUCACAACCAGCACCAAUAACUUCAUCGAAUGUGCCAUUACCUACAGUAGUGUCUACAUCACCUCAACUACCAUUGACUAUUCCAAUAGUUCCUUCACAAGUAUCGACUGUCAUCUCUACAAAACAAGCAUCACCUAUGAAAAAAGCGUAUCUCUCGCCCGUCACUGCUUCCGAUUGUAUUAAACCAUCAACACUUGACGCAUACGAAGCAAUCUUAGUCGAAGUUAAACAAUAUGAAGCUCAAUAUGAGUCUAUACCAAAAGAACGUGAGAGGCAGUUAGCUCAGCCGGCUAGAGAUAUUCUAAAUAAACUUCGUGAAGAUACAUUUAAUAAAUUAGAAGAAGACUUAUUCAAGUAUCUAAACGGUCAGAAUUAUUCUGUAAGCAGCCAAAAUAUUUCUAUAAAAAAUGAUGCAGAGCGUUUCUUAUGUUACAAACGUCUUACCGAAUUGAUUCUUAGUCAAUUACUCGGCGGUGAUUUGAACGAUGUGAAAGCUCGAAUUCUGCUACCUUUAAUCGAUCACAUAAGUCGUCAUCCGCAACAUAAAGAAUUUCGAACUAUAUUUCUCGAUGGUUUACACAAGAAAUGUCCGUAUACGGUGCCAUUGUAUCCAAAACCACUAUCGACGACGAAUGAUGCAGAAUACUUGAAAGCAAUGGGUUAUACAGAAAAAAUGGAAAACGGGUCAGCACGUUUAGAAACUGAAACUGAAUUUCUAAGUCGAAUGAGCGGAUUGAUUCGAUUAUUUUGGAAAUUAGCUGCCAAGAAGAUUCCUCCUUUCGAUAAAGAUUUAUCAUUCGGGUGGCGAUGGCUUUCGGAUGUUUUAAAUCUUCCACCACGACCGAACCUUACGAUACUUCUCCUACGAGUGUUUCUUGAUGAAGCUGGUGAAUUGAUGAUGGAAGCGUAUUCGAAACAAUUUUUGAAAGUGGUUAAAACCAUUGAAGGCAAUCUUAAGACACUUGGAGCAAACUCUAAUCCUAAGCGUUUCGCCACUGUACGUGGUAAAAGAACAAACCCAGUUGCAAUCAUUGACUGUAAUCUAAAGCAAAAAGUUUGA
Molecule: messenger RNA, 1401 nt
Organism: Adineta ricciae
Lineage: Eukaryota; Metazoa; Rotifera; Eurotatoria; Adinetida; Adinetidae
Source: the annotation of a GenBank genome assembly